Molecule: messenger RNA, 855 nt
Organism: Diaporthe citri
Lineage: Eukaryota; Fungi; Ascomycota; Sordariomycetes; Diaporthales; Diaporthaceae
Exons: 2
Coding region: 1-855 (284 amino acids)
Cellular component (GO): proteasome core complex
Molecular function (GO): threonine-type endopeptidase activity
Source: RefSeq, a predicted model, not a curated record
AUGGAUACGCUCGUCGCAAAGUACAGCCGGCCGGCGUAUGCCCAGAACGAGGGCUUCACAGAGCAGGAUGAGAUGGACUUCGCCGACGGCGUGCCAGGCCCAUCUCUGAAAUUUGCCAUGCCCCCAGUUGCACAGCCCUCCUCCUGGCUCCGAGCCGCAACCGACGACCGCUCCAACCCCCAAUGCCCCAUCAAAAUUGCCCACGGCACCACGACCCUCGCCUUCCGCUUCAAGGGCGGCAUCAUCGUGGCGACCGACUCCCGCGCCACGGCGGGCAACUGGAUCGCCUCGCAGACCGUCAAGAAGGUCAUCGAGAUCAACAGCCAGCUGCUGGGCACCAUGGCCGGCGGCGCCGCCGACUGCCAGUACUGGCUGGCCUGGCUGGGCAUGCAGUGCCGGCUGCACGAGCUGCGGCACAAGCGGCGCAUCUCGGUCGCCGCCGCGUCCAAGAUCCUCGCGAACCUCGUCUACCAGUACAAGGGCAUGGGCCUGUCCAUGGGCACCAUGUGCGCCGGCGUGACCAAGGAGGAAGGGCCCGCGCUGUACUACAUCGACUCGGACGGCACGAGGCUGCCCGGCAACCUGUUCUGCGUCGGCUCCGGCCAGACGUUCGCCUACGGCGUGCUCGACGCCGAGUACGACUACAACCUUUCGGACGAGGACGCCCUGGAGCUGGGCCGCAGGAGCAUCCUGGCCGCCACGCACCGUGACGCGUACUCUGGUGGUUUCAUCAACCUCUACCACGUCAAGGAGGAGGGCUGGGUCAGGCACGGCUUCAACGACACGAACCCCAUCUUCUGGAAAACGAAGCUGGAGAAGGGCGAGUUCACGAAUGUCACGAGUAACCUGGACUAG